This is a messenger RNA of Colletotrichum aenigma, 1953 nucleotides long. RefSeq lists its product as uncharacterized. Gene Ontology annotation, molecular function: catalytic activity. The coding region runs from base 1 to 1953 and encodes 650 amino acids. Lineage: Eukaryota; Fungi; Ascomycota; Sordariomycetes; Glomerellales; Glomerellaceae. Gene Ontology annotation, biological process: nucleoside metabolic process. The transcript is spliced from 3 exons. The record is from RefSeq and is a predicted model, not a curated record.
AUGUCGGACCCGCUGAUAUACCAUGUCGGAUGGAUCUGCGCCAUCCCUACAGAAUUCACAGCAGCUCUUGCCUUCCUUGAUGAAAGACACGAACUUCCCAGUACGAUCUCUCAAAACGACCAUGGCUACGCAUUGGGCAGAGUGGGCAAACAUAAUGUCGCUAUUGCCGUACUGUCCGAUGGUGAGUACGGCCUGGCAUCAGCUGCAGUCGUCGCGGGGGACAUGCUCCAUCACUUUCCCAACAUCCGGCUCAGCCUGAUGGUCGGCAUUGGAGGCGGUGCGCCAAGUCUGAAGCAUGACAUCCGUCUUGGCGACGUUGUCGUCGGUAGUCCCCGCAGUGGAAGAGGAGGUUUCGUUCAGUACGACUUACGCAUGGCAACGCUGGCACAGAGCUUUGUUCAGACAGGUUUCAUAGAUCAGCUGCCAAAAGCACUCGACAUGACGGUCAGUGAACUCGAAGCUACGAACAUGAUCGAAGGUCAUCUGCUUGACGGCAACAUCAAAGAGAGUCUGGAGAGGUCCCCGCAGCUCCAGAAAAAGUACUCACGCCCGCCUCCAAGCGCCGACAAGCUAUACAAAUCGCACAUCAUUCACGCCGAGAAAUCGGGCGAGUCCUGCGGCGAAGCAUGUGGAAAUAAUACAUCGCAUCUGGAGCUGCGCCAUGAACGACAGAGAUACAGGGACAGCCCAAUGAUUCACUACGGGCUAAUCGGCUCUUCGAGCCAGCUUAUGAGAGACGCACUUACACGGGAUCGGCUUGCGGCAGACGAGGACAUAUUAUGUUUUGAGAUGGGAGCAGCCGGUCUCAUGAAUGACUUCCCGUGUUUAGUCAUUCGUGGAAUAUGCGACUACGCCGACUCGCACAAGUCCAAGGAGUGGCAAGGUUACGCUGCCAUGGCGGCUGCUGCAUAUGCGAGCGACCUUCUUCGCCAAAUCCCGCUCAACAACAUGAAGGCGGAAAGGAUAAUCACAGACGUUCUGUAUGACAUGGAAAAUGUCCCAAAUCACAUCAAGCCUGCCCAAGUUGAACUAGUAAAAAAGUGGCUUUCGCCCACUAACGCAUCUUCCAAGUUCAACCAUGCGGGAACCAUCCAACACAACGGAACUCAUGCAUGGUUUCGGGACAGCCCUGCUUUCAACAGGUGGAAAAAUGAAGAUAAUCAGCUUUUGUGGAUUCGAGGGCAUUCAGGAAGCGGGAAUACCGCGAUUGUCGACACAAUUCAUGAUUACAUAUUGCAGAUGAAUGAUCCCAGUUGGAUCAGCUUGUCCUUCAAGUUCGACAGCACGAGCAAGCAAAGUGCUAGCUCUAUGUAUCGGUCUCUUGCGUUUCAGCUCUACAUGCAGCAGGAAGCAGCGAGGAAGGUCCUUGAUAGAAUCUUCGCAGCACACGAUAGCGGACGGAAGCAGCCAGAAACAGACACGCUUUCCAGGGGCCUGCAGACGAUUUUGCGCGAGGGGGUAAAUGUAUUUCUGCUAAUCGAUGGUCUGGACGAAUGCGCCCACCAGGGCGACUUAAUCGAAACGACGAUGCUUUUUAUUUCCGGCAUUCGCCUUCAUAAUGUCAAAAUCGUAGCCGUCAGCCAGCCAAAGGGGGAGUUUGAACUCAACAUUCGCAAACGCCUCGGCGAAUCGGAUUUCGUCUCACUUGAACCCGAGAACGCCCAAACAGCCUUCACCGAAAGCUCUUCCAGUAGGGGCAGCCAGAUAUCUAGUCAGGCAUCUGGCAAGAUUUCCGUCUCUACGAAGCCGUCGUCGCUUGAAGAAGACCAUAGUGUCAUUGUCGAGACUUACACAACAAAGCAGAUUUUGCAAUCUUUCUACAGUCACAAACAGAUUGAAAGUUGUGGUGAUGACAUCAAGGACGACAUCAUGUCCCUCGCGUCGGGACCUGAAGAUCUCCAGUCGCAAGAUGAAUCACACUCCACUCGCUGGAAAACUCGGCCCCUUAUAUGA